AAAAUUAAAAAGGGUUAAUUAUAGGAAAGUUGACGAUCCCUGAAGCACAAACACCGUUGUGUUCUUCCUCCUCCUUCUCCGCCGCUCCCCCAUGAGAGAAAUGAAAUUAGUCUCAGACAAGAACCUUCCACCACAUCCAUCUUAGCACCAUUCACGCUCUCCUCUCUCUCCUUAUGUGAGCUCGCUGUGUGUGUGUGUGUUUGAUUUUCUCUUUCCUAACUCUCUCUCUCUCUCCUUUAAUGGCAAUGCCGGAGAAGAACGGUUCCACGAUCGGGUACGUAGCCCGAAACUUCCUCCUCUGCCUAUUCAUCUUCACAACGGUCCUCUUCGCUCUCUCUUGCUACUUCGUGCUGCGUUCCACUGCUCACAACCGCUUCCUCAGCUCCACAUUCCAAUCCAAAUCAUUCCCACACGAUCCCACCUCCAAAGGUCUAAAGAAAGAUGACUGUAGAUGCAACGACAAGAAGAAAACAACAACAGGUCCUCUCAAGGUUUACAUGUACGACAUGGAUCCGGAGUUCCACUUCGGUCUGUUAAAUUGGAAACCUGACAAGAAGAGUAGUAGUGUAUGGCCUGAUGUUCAGAAAUACAUACCUCCUUACCCUGGUGGGUUGAAUCUGCAGCACAGCAUUGAGUACUGGCUCACCUUGGAUCUUCUCGCCUCUGAGUACCCAAACGCUCCUCCUAGACCCAUUGCCGCCAAAAGAGUUCACAACUCCACCGAAGCCGAUGUUAUCUUCGUCCCCUUUUUCUCCUCUCUGAGCUACAACCGCUUCUCCAAGGUGAAUCCUCACCAGAAAACCAGCAGGAACAAGGAUCUGCAAGGUAAGCUCGUCGCCUUCUUGACCGGGCGAGAGGAGUGGAAGAGAUCCGGUGGGAGAGACCAUGUGGUUCUUGCUCAUCACCCCAAUAGCAUGCUGGACGCUAGAAACAAGCUCUUCCCUGCGAUGUUUAUACUCUCUGACUUCGGAAGGUAUCCUCCUACCGUCGCAAACGUUGAGAAAGAUGUCGUCGCGCCUUAUAAGCAUGUCAUUAAAACAUACGAAAACGAUACCUCUGGUUUCGAUAGCAGACCCAUCCUGCUUUACUUUCAGGGUGCCAUCUACAGGAAAGAUGGUGGGUUUGUGCGUCAGGAGUUAUUCUACCUGUUGCAAGACGAGAAAGACGUGCAUUUCUCGUUCGGGAGCGUGAGAAACGGAGGCGUAAACAAAGCAAGCCAAGGAAUGCACAGCUCCAAGUUCUGCCUCAACAUCGCCGGUGACACUCCUUCGUCUAACCGCUUAUUCGACGCCAUCGCGAGCCACUGCGUGCCUGUCAUCAUCAGCGACGACAUCGAGCUUCCUUUCGAGGACGUUAUCGAUUACUCUGAGUUCUCGGUGUUUGUUCGCACCUCCGACGCCUUGAGAGAGAACUUUCUGGUUAACUUGAUCAGGGGAAUCACCAAGGAGGAGUGGACGAGGAUGUGGAAUAGGUUGAAGGAAGUGGAGAAGUUCUAUGAGUUCCAUUUUCCGUCGAGGGUGGAUGAUGCGGUCCAGAUGAUAUGGCAAGCGAUUGCACGCAAAGUUCCUGGUGUUAAAAUGAGGAUUCACAAGUCGAGAAGGUACUCUGGGUCUGUUUCUGAGACAGGGAAAGAGUCAAGAUGGUUGUCAUUGAUACCUCGGAGUUUCUGGUGAAUAAAGAUGAUGAGAUCCUUUUUUGUUCUUCAUUUUCUCGGAAGGCCUUGGCACUGACUUCAAAUUAUUUCUGAACUUUUUUCACCAAAUCAUAUUAGGUUAUAUAGACAGAGAGAUAAGUCUCCAAAGAAAGAUAAUAAUGUUGUAAGUUGAUUUGUUAAUUUUGAUCUCUUUUUCUUUUUU
This is a messenger RNA of Raphanus sativus (radish), 1856 nucleotides long. Its product is annotated as probable arabinosyltransferase ARAD1. Gene Ontology annotation, molecular function: glycosyltransferase activity. The transcript has 2 exons. The record is from RefSeq and is a predicted model, not a curated record. Lineage: Eukaryota; Viridiplantae; Streptophyta; Magnoliopsida; Brassicales; Brassicaceae. The coding region runs from base 240 to 1673 and encodes 477 amino acids.